Messenger RNA from Punctularia strigosozonata HHB-11173 SS5, 768 nucleotides. RefSeq names its product 14-3-3 1 protein. Bases 1 to 768 code for a protein of 255 amino acids. Gene Ontology annotation, cellular component: cytoplasm. Gene Ontology annotation, biological process: signal transduction. The record is from RefSeq and is a predicted model, not a curated record. Lineage: Eukaryota; Fungi; Basidiomycota; Agaricomycetes; Corticiales; Punctulariaceae. The transcript is spliced from 3 exons.
AUGACCCAAUCUCGUGAGGACUCUGUCUACCUUGCCAAGCUCGCCGAGCAGGCUGAGCGCUAUGAGGAGAUGGUCGAGAACAUGAAGCGCGUUGCUUCGUCGGACCAGGAGCUCACCGUGGAAGAGCGCAAUCUCCUCUCCGUCGCGUACAAGAACGUGAUUGGCGCCCGUCGGGCGUCGUGGCGCAUCGUUUCUUCGAUCGAGCAGAAGGAGGAGUCGAAGGGCAAUGAGGCGCAGGUUCAGAUGAUUAAGGGCUACAGAGAAAAGAUCGAGAGCGAGCUCGCCAAGAUCUGCGAGGAUAUACUUGCCGUGCUCGACAAGCACCUCAUCCCCUCCGCUGCCACCGGCGAGUCCAAGGUGUUCUACCACAAGAUGAUGGGUGAUUAUCACCGUUACCUCGCCGAGUUCGCUACCGGCGACAAGCGGAAGGAGAGCGCUGACAAGUCGCUGGAGGCUUACAAGGCCGCUUCCGACGUUGCCGUCACUGAGCUGCCGCCGACACACCCCAUCCGUCUCGGUCUCGCGCUGAACUUCUCGGUUUUCUACUACGAGAUCCUCAACAGCCCCGACCGUGCCUGCCAUCUCGCCAAGCAGGCGUUCGACGAUGCGAUCGCCGAGCUCGACACUCUCUCAGAGGAGAGCUACAAGGAUUCGACGCUCAUCAUGCAGCUCCUCCGUGACAACCUCACCCUCUGGACUUCGGAUAUGCAGGAGUCCGACAAGCCCGUAGACAAGGAAGACAACGCUGAGCCCGCGGACGAGUCUUAA